UUUGGAAUUGUUUGUGAAAGUUAAGAUGGUUUUAGUUGCUCCAGGAGACGACCUAAUAACUCCGGUGUAUGUGCCACCCACCCGCCCCCCUGUCAUCGUGACGACGAUCGGCGGCUCGAAGCCAUGUGACGACGAGGAGGACUGCUACACCGGCUCUGGCUCGGGUGAGGUCACCAGCACCCCUGACGAGCACGCCACCACAACCAUCCAUAAAGAAGUAUCGACGAUCGCCGGAGCCGGGCACACAAGCCACGUGUCGAGUCCUGAGGGAGAGGGGGGCGGGGGAGGUGGCAGCAGCACAACUGUAGACACGGCGGCCACCUCCGAUCUGCCGCCUUCAAGCAGCCAUAGCAGCUCUUCAAGCUCCAGCAGCAGCAGCAGUAGUUCAAGCAUCUCAUCAGUGCCCAGUUCACCCAUAUUCAGUGCCGAGUCUUCCCCGCCCACCAAUCCAGAUGUAAUUGUUACAACACCCUCAACUACCACCACCACAAUCUACCACAAACCACCGCCCCUCCCACCAAUCUUCCCCUCGCCCUACAUCCCUCGCGACCGCGACCGGAUAUCUUCCGAAUCGGCCGAAAACACGGCCUUCAUAAUCGGCCUUAUCGCCGGCACCAUGAUACUCAUCAUCCUUAUAAUUCUGCUCGUGUUGAAAUUCAAGAACCGGUCGCACACCGCUUACAAAGUGGACGAGCGGAAGACGUUCAGCGCCGAGUCGCAGCGACAGAGCGCCGCCCUGCUGGCCCCUAACCAGUCACCCCCCACACCCCAGGCCGCCGUCAAUGGCAACGUGCGCAACGGCAACGGCAAGGCCAACAAACGACAACUCAAAGACAUUAAAGAGUGGUAUGUAUAAUAUUGUUGCCGCCUUGUCAUCAACCAACAUUCAUUUUUAAUCCAUGAAACACGUCAUCCAUGUGUUUUCAUCAAUGAUGGUGUUGGAAAACUAUUCGGUAUAAUACCAUCCAUGCAUGGUAGCGUUGAAAAGCUAUUCACUCUCAUACCAUCUUCAUGAAUGUAUUAAGAUGAUGCUAUUAGGUUUUACACCAUCCAUGAAUUAUGGCAUUGAAAAACUAUUUACACCAUUCUUCAAUGGUAGAAUUGAAGCUAUUCAGUUUGAUACCAUCCAUGAAUGGUGGUAUUGAAAAUCUAUUCAGUUCAAGGCUGCGCUCACAGUGGAUGUGUUAACGUAUGACAGAUUCCGACUCAUUGGAAUAGAUGUGAGUGCUCACACUGCAUACGACUUGAAUGCGACUACAGUUACGACACCUUACAUCUUGUCGUGCGACAGAAUUUUGUAGGCAUCACUAUUUUGAGCGCAUCAUUUAGGAGAAUCGUGUUAUUGAUAAGUUAUUCAGUUUAAUAGCCUACCAUCCAUGAAUGGUGGGUUUGAAAAGCUUUUCAUUUAAUACCACCCUUGAAUGGUGUUAUUGAAAAGCUAUUCACUUUAAUACCAUCCAUGAAUGGUGGCAUUUAUUUAAUACGUCACAAAAUCUGAGCACAACUGUUAAAAUUAAAAUAAAUGAUAUUAUUGUUAAAGAAGAAGUUACAUCCGAUUUUAUAAGUCUUAUUUGAUGUUUUAUAUGUUAGCGUACGAGCUAUGAGUUGUUGUUUUGAAUGAAUAAAAUAAUUUGUUCUUUGGAUUUAUUGAAAGACUGAACUAAUUUUAUCUGUUGUUCAAAUCUAUUUGCAAUUAAAAUUGAAUAAAUUAUCAAGGUGUCUGCAAUGAAAAUCUCCAAUGCGAAAUGAUACUAGAAUUAAACAGGAUUUGAAAAUCUAUGAAAAUAUGUGUAUGUGAUGUGGAAAGUUUUGAAGCCAAUUGUGAUUUUUUAUUUGAAUUGUAUGUUCAAUUGUACUUGCAAUGAUAAAUUUCGUCCAAAAUCGAUCUUUUCAUGUUACAUAAUAGUGAAGAUCGAUUUACUUUCAGUUUGCCAACUUUCCAGUUUGGUUAAUGUAUACUUCACCCAGAAACGAGACCAUUCCUUAGUCAAUAAUAGAAGCCGACGUACACCAAAGUUAGUAGACAGAAGGUUGGUCACUCAUCUAUAGUAUUUUAGUUGAAAUGCAAUUGGAGUGGGGGAACUGCAGCCGUGACGUAGGCUGUAGUACAGAAUAGGCAGAAUAUCGCAUCCUUGAAAAUCAUACGGUGACCUAUAGUCAAAUUAUAUAACACAAACAUUUUCUGACAUGCAAGCUUUCUGUUUCUGCUUUACAAUAAUUAUCAAAACAUUUGAAUAAUACAAGCAUUUUGCAAUAUAAAAGCAAAAAACCCACCUCCUAACCUCCCCUUUCAAACCCUUAAGGUUUCUUUAUCUUCUAGGUCGUGUUUAUAUUUUGUAUUUUGGCUAUACAUCAGCUUGUGAAUUUCGGAGAUGAGAUAUUUUGAUUCUCGUAGAACAUGUGCUCGAUACCAGCAUGUGUUCAGUGCAUUUAUAUGAAUGAAAUUCAUUGGAUUUAUCGAGAUCGGUUUAUUGUUUUAUUGCAAUGCAUUGGUUUAUCAGGAUUUUUUUUGGGUUAAUCUGAAAUUAUAAUAGUAUAACGUAGUCUACUAACGCUUUUCCAGCUUAUUAACUUUUUCGUGUCACGUGUUUAGAUUCUUGAAAAACUUUCAACUUCAUUUUAUUCAUACAAGUUGAAUGAACUUGAAAUAUUAAACAACAUCAUUAGAAUUGGUGAUUAAUUCGCUAUAAGUAUGGAGAAUUUUUAAGUUCUAGGUCAAUCUUGAGGGGAUUAAACGACAAUUUAUUUGAAUAUACAGUGAAUAAACUGUAUGCUUAGCGUGGUUAAUCUAUCACUUUUUUACUACACGUGACGUCACGCUGGCAUUCCCCCCACCACUUCGAAUCUUACACCUGUGAGUGAUCAACCUUCUGUCUACUGACGUUCGACGUGCACAACCGUGUUCUUAACGAUAAAUAUAAUUUCUUACAGAACAUCACUAAUGAAAAAAUAGCCAAUUGUAAACAACUGUAUAAAUAAUGAAACAAUAAUUAUUAUAGUUGAUGAGAUAAUGGCUUAUAGUAUGACAUUGCAGAACACCUGAAAAUAAUCUAGUCGAGUGAGGGGAGUUUGUUUACAUUUUUCUACAGUAUAAUCUUUUACUACAGACGCAUAUCAAGGAUUUUCGAUCAUUUUUCUUCAAUUUAAAGAGCUGAUAAUAUUCAAAAUAAACUAUCUCGAUAAGAAAUCGCGAAAAAAUAUUUUCUACAUCAGGCGAUUAUCUUCUAUUUCGGCUGCAAAUUUUGAAUUAACACAUAAAACUUGAACAAGCUGCAUUUAAUUGUGUAGUAAGUCAAAUAGUAGCCAAAAUGUACAAUUCAUCAUUUUUCUGUUUUUAUCUAUAAAAGCUGCAUCUAUUUCUAGAAUAGCUCUCAAAAAAUGGCGUGUAGUAGAUUUAAUUUGGCACGAACUAAACUAUUCAUCGAAUAAUAAAAUUGAUUUUUUGACAAUUUGAAAGAUAACCUAACUUACGAUAAACCAUAUACAAAACUCACAUCCUUGCUUUUAAAUUGUUGAGUAAAAUGUGGCUAUUCACUAGUUUUCAUUGAUCUAUCUCAAAUUGAAAGAGUAUGUUAUGCAAUAUAUGAUUUGUAGGUGUUGCGACUCACGAUGGCAAUAUUAUGUUUAGAUGAUAAGAUGUAUAUUAUUUACAGAAAACAAUUUUGAACUUGAAAAUAAUUUAGUGAUAAAACGUAAAAUAAAAUAAAGUAUAAAGACGAAUUUUAAUAUUUUGUAAUGUUAUGUUUCAAUUUGUAUGUAAAUAUGUGUAAGAUAAUAUUUAAAAUGAUUGUGUAACUAAUAAUAAAACUGGAUUUAUAAAUAGU
This is a messenger RNA of Nilaparvata lugens (brown planthopper), 3824 nucleotides long. RefSeq names its product putative protein TPRXL. The transcript has 2 exons. The record is from RefSeq and is a predicted model, not a curated record. NCBI's taxonomy places the organism in Eukaryota, Metazoa, Arthropoda, Insecta, Hemiptera, Delphacidae. The coding region runs from base 26 to 856 and encodes 276 amino acids.